Molecule: messenger RNA, 2370 nt
Organism: Leptosia nina
Lineage: Eukaryota; Metazoa; Arthropoda; Insecta; Lepidoptera; Pieridae
Source: the annotation of a GenBank genome assembly
AUGUCGCGAAGAAGAUUGUUAAUAGGUUGUACAGCUGGUGUUACCGGCGCUGUGUUCGCGUCGUGGGCUUUCUCCGCAGAUGAUUCACCAGUGAGCUGGUAUACCCCUGCAACAGUUUCCGCAAAAACUGAGCGUAAGAAGCGCCCUCUGCCGUCCCGGCCUGAGCAAAUCAAGACCCUUCAAGCGGGCCACACUUAUGACAUUCUCAUUAUUGGAGGAGGCGCUACAGGUGCUGGUUGUGCAUUGGACGCUACCACACGAGGUCUCCGCACAGCUCUAGUAGAGUCAGACGAUUUCGCCAGUGGUACAUCUAGUAGGAGCACAAAGCUGAUUCACGGUGGAGUAAGAUACCUUCAGAAGGCCAUACUUCAACUCGACUAUGAUCAGUAUAAAAUGGUGAAGGAGGCGUUACACGAACGAGCCAAUAUGCUGGAAGUUGCACCUCAUUUGACCAGACCCUUACCCAUCUUGCUUCCAGUAUAUAAGUGGUGGCAAGUCCCAUAUUACUGGUUUGGUAUAAAGAUGUACGAUGUGGUAGCUGGUGAUAGAAACCUGAAGAGUUCUUAUUAUCUAUCGAAGAAAAACACUUUGGAAUUAUUCCCUAUGCUGAAAUCGGACAACUUAUGUGGUGGCAUUGUGUAUUAUGAUGGUCAACAAGACGACGCACGAAUGAACUUGGCUAUAGCCUUGACAGCUGCUAGACACGGUGCGACUAUAGCUAACCACGUCAGAGUACUUAAGCUGCACAAAACUGCUGGAAAACUUAGUGGCGCCAGAGUCAGGGACGAGCUAACUGGCAAGGAAUGGGAUGUAAAAGCUAAGAGCAUAAUAAAUGCGACAGGUCCCUUCACGGACUCAAUCAGAAAGAUGGAUGAUCAGAACGUCAAGGAAAUCUGUUGUCCUUCUUCGGGAGUACAUAUUGUAUUACCGGGAUAUUACAGUCCCGAGCACAUGGGUCUUCUCGACCCAUCUACUUCCGAUGGCCGUGUCAUCUUCUUCCUGCCAUGGCUGAAAGGCACAAUUGCGGGCACUACAGAUCUGCCCUGCGAUGUCACUCACAACCCCAAACCUACUGAAGAUGAGAUCCAGUUCAUCCUCACUGAAGUUAGGAAUUAUCUCAACCCUGAUGUGGAAGUACGCCGCGGAGACGUAUUAUCAGCUUGGUCAGGGAUCAGACCAUUGGUCUCGGACCCUAACAAACCUGACACGCAGUCUCUAGCCCGCAACCAUAUUGUGCACGUGUCGCCGUCUGGAUUAGUGACCAUCGCUGGUGGCAAGUGGACAACGUACCGCGCUAUGGCCGCCGAGACGAUUGACGCAGCUAUUGAGAGUUCAAACUUGAAACCACUGUAUCGCGAUUGCCAGACAGAUGGAUUCCUAAUUGAAGGCGCCCAUGGCUGGACACCGACUAUGUACAUCCGUUUGGUGCAAGAUUUCGGGCUAGAAAUGGAGGUGGCCCAACACUUAGCGAAAUCUUACGGUGAUAGAGCGUUCGCGGUGGCUAAAAUGGCGGCCAUGACAGGCCAAAGAUGGCCAGUUAUUGGCAAGAAAGUGCACCCGGAGUUUCCUUAUAUCGAUGCUGAAAUUAGAUACGGAGUACGUGAAUAUGCUUGCACAGCUAUCGACAUGAUCGCUAGACGCCUUCGCUUGGCCUUCCUCAACGUGCAAGCAGCUGCUGAAGCGUUGCCUACCAUCAUUGACAUCAUGGCUGAGGAAUUGAAGUGGAAUGAAACUGAGAAGCAGAGACAAAUGAAACUGGCAGCAGAUUUUCUCGCUAACGAGAUGGGUCAAAUGGUGAACCGCGCUAGCCGAGACAAGAUACCGAUAAACCUGAGCAAAGACGAGAUCCAAACGUACAUCAAGCGCUUCCAGAUCAUCGACAAGGACAAGAAGGGUUACGUAUCUAUCAACGAUAUUAGAAGAAGUCUCAAGAGUAUGGGUGUGAAGCCUUCAGACGCUGAAAUAAGUGCAAUUUUGUCAGAAAUCGAUGCUACCUAUCACGGUCAGCUGGAAAUACAAGAUUAUCUUCAGUUGAAAUUUAGCAUUCUAGAAUUCCCAAAUUCAUCAGACAUGUCUGUUGGGUGGUCACGGGGUUGUGUUGUCCAUGCUUUGUAUGAAUGUCGGAGGUCAUUCCAGAACUACGGCGAGGAGGUCACCGGUGAACAAUUGCACGAAAUAUUGCGCGAGAUCGACACUAACAUGAACGGACAAGUCGAACUCGAUGAAUACUUACAGAUGAUGUCUGCUAUCAAAUCUGGCCAUGUGACAUACUCUCGUUUCGCGAGAAUGGCGGAAAUGGAGGAAGAACACCACGAAAAGGAAAUCCUGAAGAAACAAAUCAGCGUAGAGAGAAGUGGUGGUGGUCUGUAA